CGAGUUAUUUACUUUACCAUAUUCCGUCAAAAUAUCUAAAUUUUUCAAUUAUGCUUUCUAUUCAGUGAAGAAUUUUGAAACUUGCAACAAAACUUAAUAAACAAAAUCACAAACGGCACUGGACUUAAUAGUUCGAUUGAUACAAUCAUAAUUUCUUACUACAAAACUGGACAAUGGAUCUUAUGUGUUGUAUUCCCAUCUGCCGGAACGCAAAAACAGAUGCAGACCAAAGUGUAGGUUUCCACCCAUUUCCACCUAAUCCAGAGUUGCGAAAAACUUGGAUAGAGUUCGUUGGAGUUGAUAGCUCAAAAUUUCGUUGGCGAGGAAAAUAUAUUUGCUCAGAACACUUUUUGCACUCCGAAAUAAUUGAGGAAAAUUGCGUGAAAAAGUUGUUAGAAGGAGCCGUUCCAAUGGUAUUCUGCCCGGAAGAAGAUAAUUAUGAGGAUGAAUACUUUGUACGUGAGGAUGUUAUGACCUCUAAUGAUUCGACGAAUUUCCAUCACUCCCAAAGGGACACAUGCUGUCUUGCCAAACCUGAGGAGGAACUAAGAAACUUAUUUUGUCGUAUAUGCCUCAGAAAACAGUCGGAACUGUUGCCAUUCAGUUCCAAACUGCAUAAUGCUACGAUAACUGAUAUUAUUUACGUUAUCACUGGUCUGGAUAUCCAAACAGAUAUACUGGUUCCCACAAAAAUCUGCAGCAGCUGUGUAGCAAAGUUGGAUCUUGCAUUCAGCGUGAGAAUAGAGGUAAUACAUAACGACAAGAAGUUAAAAAAUUUACUCAGAAGUCAACAAUUAACAAAUCACUAUCAAUUCUACGACAAAAAAAUUCUCGAAAAGAAAAGUUCAAAUGAGGAGUAUCUGGAUAAUUUAGUAACUAUUGUAAAAAAUGAAAUAUCAGCUCCGCCUUUAGACAUUGAAAUGAUAGAUUUCGUUGAAGCAGAGAGUGAAAUUAAAAUAGAAAGCGCAGUAGAGCAAGACAAACAUACUAUUCUUCCAAAUCCAUUGGAUACGGAACAUGGUUCAUCCUUCGAACAGGAACGUUUUUAUGAUAGGCCUAUUCUAAUUAAUAAUGAAUCUGACACAGUGUUAGUAACAGAAGCAGUUAGACAACCUAUUCCUGCAUUUCAGUUCAAAACAGAGCCUUCAUCAGGAAACGAAGAUUCAGCUAAACUUGUAAAGCCACAUGUCGAAAAAGAGACUGAACGUGUAUCUGAAAAGGAGCGUGAUAAUUUUGCCAAUAUUUCAAAUCAGCUUGUUUCUGAGAUUAAGGAUAAGAAAGAACCAAGUAAAAAGCAGUUUGUGUUUUCGUGGAAAGAGUUGUAUAAACCAAAAGCACCAACGAAGCCAAAACGUAAUUUUGAACAAAAGCCAAAACCAGUACUUGUACCUCAUACAUGUUACAUCUGCAAAACUUCCUUCAAAGAUGCUGACGAACUAGAGUCUCACAUGGAACAGCAUGUUGGACUUCUACCAUUCACAUGCGAGGAAUGUCACACGGUGAAAUAUCCACAGGUGUUCAAAUCGCUGUUCGGUCUCAACAAACAUCUUCGUACACAUCUCUAUCCAUACAAGUGCGGUUAUUGUCCUUCUCGGUUUGCACGCGGAGAGUCUUAUACAAAACACGUUGACUCUCACGAAGGUAACCAAGGACUAGGAUUCACGUGUGAUGUUUGCGGAAGACAAUUUGCACGGAAAAAGACUCUAGCGAUGCAUUUGUCCAAACAUCGCGCCAUGGAGGAAGGAACAUUUACUUGCGAAUAUUGCGGCAAAAUGUUCAACUGUAAUUCACUGCUCAAACGUCACCUUCGUAUUCAUACGGGCGAGAAACCAUUUGAAUGUAAAAAAUGUGGCAGAAGAUUCAACCAUGAAGCGAAUUUCCAGAGCCAUAAGCGCCGUCACAUAGGGGAACGAGCUCAUCAUUGUACCGAGUGUGAUAAAAGUUUUAUUUGCGGAACAACCUUACGUUAUCAUAUGGCUACCCAUUUUCCGGGCGAUCCACGAUACCGUAUUCCGACAAACUAUAAACGAUCUCAACUGACCGAUCAGUCGAAUAAUGAAGUUAGCUUUAUUAAAGAGUAUGCAUGUGACGUUCCGAAAUGUGACUUCGUGAGUAACGUAUAUCGUGAAUAUUUCUAUCAUAAAAACGUUCAUCGGAAGCGGUUCCAGUGCGAAACUUGUCAAAAACGGUUUCCAUUCAAAUCGAGUCUUACAAGGCAUAUUAUGUUAGCACACGAGCAUAAAUCAUUUCCGAAAACAUUGUCGUGUUCAUAUUGCCCGAAAAUGUUUAACUGUCGACAGAAACUCAAAGUGCAUAUCGACGGACACGAGGAUAACCGGAGAUACAAGUGCAGUUUUUGUGAGAAAAGCUUUGUGCAGAAGAAUAACUGCACUACUCAUGAGAAAAUUCAUACCGGUGAACGACCGCAUGUUUGUCGAUUCUGUCCCGCUGCGUUUAUUUCGUCCUCGGGAAGAAAAAAACACGAAAAAACCCACCCGGAAGCUAAUGUGAACGAAGACAUUCAAAACGAGUCGAAAAAAGAAGUUUCAAAAAACCAGACUAUGGACUUUAGCGCUGAUGAAACAGGUGGUCUUGUAGACUUCACUCCCCUAUACUUUUACAACCUAGUCUGGAGAUAUUUGAUUUUUUUACCUGGCAUCUCUGUUAAUGUCAAAAUAGAAAUGUCGCUUUCGUUCGGUUACAACGAUCAUUUAUAUUCUCGUUCGUUCCGGCCAUCAUUUCUCGAGGAACAGGACUCUAUGGAUCUUAUGUGUUGCAUUCCCAUCUGCCAUAACGCGAAAGCAGGUGCGGACCAAAACGUAGGUUUUCAUCCGUUUCCACCGGAUCCACAGCUGCGAAAAGUUUGGAUGGAAUUUGUUGGCGUUGAUGCUUCCAAAUUUCGCUGGCGAGGAAAAUAUAUCUGCUCUGAACACUUUUUGCUUUCGGAAUUGAUCGAGGAGAAAAAUGAGAAAAAAUUGCUUGAAGGAGCUGUUCCAAUGAUAUUUGCUCAAGAUGAAGAUGACGAAGACGAGUAUGUUGAACGUGAAGAUGUUAUGAUUUCCAACAACUCGACAAGGCCAUCCAAUGCUGUUUCAAGCGACGCAUACCCUAAUUGCGAUGCGAUUGAAUCGGAAAUAGAGUUACGAACGCAGUUUUGUCGAAUUUGUCUCAGGAAACGAUUCGACUUGUUACCUUUCAGCUCUAAACUGCAUAAUGCUACGCUCACUGAUAUCAUUUACACCAUAUCUGGUCUAAAGAUCCAAAUGGAUGCAAUAUUUCCCACAAAAAUUUGCAACAGUUGUGUUGCGAAGCUAGAUCUCGCUUUCAAUGUGAGAAUAGAGCUGAUACAAAAUGACAUAAAAUUAAAAAAUUUGCUCAGAGGGAAACAGUUAAUACAUCAUUACACGUCUUACGAUAAACAUCGUUACGAAACAAAAAGCGUCAAUGAAGACUAUUUGGAUAACUUGAUAACGACAGUCAAAAAUGAAAUAUCGGACCCGUUAAAUAUUGAUCUCGGAAAUCAUAUGUCAGAAAAUGGAAACCCAAAGGCUAAUUGUAUAGGCCAAAUAAAAAAAGAAGCCGAAAGUCUGACAAUAAUGAGACCAUCAGUUCCAGUGGUAAAGCUCAUCGAUGAAGAACAUUUACAUGUUGGAAAUAUUCCAGCUGAAAGUGUUUCUGCACCGAAGUCCGUAGUGACAAGAGACGUGUCUAAUGAAAAUCUUCCAGGAAAAAUACCUGAAUCACCUUCUGAGCUUGAAAGCUCGCCUCCCUACGCAAACGAACAAUUUUCGGAGUCUGAAGAUGAAAAUGUUUCCAAUAAGAAGCAGUUUGUGUACUCCUGGAAAGAAUUGUAUACACCGAAAACGACAUCUAAGCCGAAACGUUUUAUUGAAUAUAAGCCAAAACCAGUAUUCGUUCCUCAUACGUGUUAUGCAUGUAAAACUUCCUACAAGGACGCUGAUGAGCUAGAUUCCCAUAUGGAGGAACACGUUAAUCUUCUGCCUUUCACAUGCGAAGAAUGUAAUACAGAGGAAUAUCCCCAGGUGUUUAAAUCACUAUACAGCCUCAAUAAACACCUUCAGUCACACCUUUAUCCAUACAAGUGCGACUACUGUCCGGCUAGUUUCGUAAAUAGUUACUCUUUUUCGAAGCACAUCGACAUUCAUGAAGGUACUGUUGGCGAUGGCUUUACUUGCGACUCCUGUGGAAAGCAUUUUACUCAGAAACGAUCAUUUGCAAGCCACUUAGCAAAGCAUCGUGCUUUGGCAGAAGGAACGUUCACCUGCGAGUAUUGCGGGAAAAUAUUCAACAGUAAACCGUUGUUAAAGAGGCAUCUUCGCAUUCAUACUGGUGAAAGGCCAUAUGAAUGUAAAAAGUGUGGUAAGAAGUUCAAUCACGAGGCCAAUUUCCAAAACCACAAACGUACACAUACCGGAGAGCGAGCUCAUCGUUGCACUGAGUGUGAUAAAAGUUUUCUCUGUGGGUCAUCACUUCGCUAUCAUAUGGCUGUGCAUUUCCCAGGCGAUCCCCGCUUUAGGAUGCAACCAACAGGCCAACGUCCACGUUACUCCGAAAGUACAUCCAGGGACGUUAGUUCCAGAAAUGUUACCGAUCUCAAGGAAUAUACAUGCGAUGUCCCUGGUUGUGGAUUCGUGAGCAAUUUGUAUCGGUCGUACUUCUACCACAAGAGUAAGCAUCAAAAAAGGUUUCAAUGUGAAAUGUGUGACAAACGGUUCGCAAUCAGAUCAUGUCUCGCUAAGCACAUCCUUAUAGCUCAUGAAAACAAACAAAUGCCGAAGACUAAACCAUGUCCCUUAUGUCCAAAAAUGUUCAGUUCUCGACAGAAACUUAAUAUUCAUAUCGAUGUGCAUCAAAAUAAUCGGAAAUACAAGUGCAGAUUUUGCGAGAAAAGCUUUGUUCAGAAAUCAAACUGCAUUUCACAUGAAAAAAUUCAUACCGGCGAACGACCUCAUGCAUGUCGAUACUGCGCGGCAACGUUUAUUUCAUCUUCUGGUAAGAAAAAGCACGAAAAAACACAUCCGGAGGCCAAUAUGAAGGAAGAAAUUGUUAGUACCUCUCAAGACUAUUCCCAAGAGGGUAACUGCGAGUUAGAAGAUCAAAUGGUUGAUUUCUAUGUGGAUGUGCGUGAGGAUGCGGAAGCGGAAGAUCUGGUUGAGUAUUCGCCGCUGUAAGAGAAAGUGUUCUAGUAUUAAUUUACAAUAAAAAUUGUGCUUUAAUAUAAGUCAUUAUUAUAACUGAAAA
This is a messenger RNA of Malaya genurostris, 5262 nucleotides long. RefSeq lists its product as uncharacterized. Gene Ontology annotation, cellular component: nucleus. Lineage: Eukaryota; Metazoa; Arthropoda; Insecta; Diptera; Culicidae. Gene Ontology annotation, molecular function: zinc ion binding. Bases 174 to 5192 code for a protein of 1672 amino acids. The transcript has 7 exons. The record is from RefSeq and is a predicted model, not a curated record.